Messenger RNA from Castor canadensis (American beaver), 6179 nucleotides. RefSeq names its product membrane associated guanylate kinase, WW and PDZ domain containing 3 (gene Magi3). Lineage: Eukaryota; Metazoa; Chordata; Mammalia; Rodentia; Castoridae. Gene Ontology annotation, cellular component: cell-cell junction; cytoplasm. Gene Ontology annotation, biological process: signal transduction. Gene Ontology annotation, molecular function: protein binding. The record is from RefSeq and is a predicted model, not a curated record.
CCCAUGGUGCAGCGGGGGUCGGGAUGUCGAAGACGCUGAAGAAGAAGAAGCACUGGCUCAGCAAGGUGCAGGAGUGCGCGGUGUCCUGGGCCGGGCCCCCGGGCGACUUGGGCGCCGAGAUCCGGGGCGGCGCGGAGCGUGGCGAGUUCCCUUACCUGGGGCGGCUCCGCGAGGAGCCGGCUGGCGGCGGCGGGGGCACCUGCUGCGUCGUCUCGGGCAAGGCGCCCAGCCCCGGGGACGUGCUGCUGGAGGUGAACGGGACGCCUGUCAGCGGGCUUACCAACCGGGACACCCUAGCUGUCAUCCGCCACUUCCGCGAGCCCAUCCGUCUCAAGACCGUGAAGCCAGGCAAAGUCAUUAAUAAAGAUUUGCGGCAUUACCUGAGUCUUCAGUUUCAGAAAGGAUCAGUUGACCAUAAACUGCAGCAAGUGAUCAGAGAUAAUCUCUACUUGAGAACCAUUCCAUGCACUACAAGGGCCCCCAGGGAUGGGGAAGUUCCAGGGGUGGACUAUAAUUUCAUUUCUGUUGAGCAGUUCAAAGCACUGGAAGAGAGUGGAGCAUUAUUAGAAAGUGGAACGUAUGAUGGAAACUUCUAUGGAACUCCUAAGCCUCCAGCAGAACCCAGCCCUUUCCAGCCAGAUCCUGUUGAUCAGGUCCUCUUUGAUAAUGAGUUUGACACAGAAUCCCAAAGAAAACGAACUACAUCUGUUAGCAAGAUGGAAAGAAUGGACAGCUCUCUUCCUGAAGAAGAAGAAGAUGAGGACAAGGAAGCUGUUAAUGGCAGUGGGAAUGCAGAAAACAGAGAGAGGCAUUCUGAGUCGUCUGACUGGAUGAAGACGGUUCCAAGUUACAACCAAACAAGUAGCUCCAUGGACUUCAGAAAUUACAUGAUGAGAGACGAGAAUCUGGAGCCACUGCCAAAGAACUGGGAAAUGGCCUACACUGACACAGGAAUGAUCUAUUUCAUUGACCAUAAUACCAAAACAACUACCUGGCUGGAUCCUCGGCUCUGUAAGAAAGCCAAAGCUCCUGAAGACUGUGAAGAUGGAGAGCUUCCUUAUGGCUGGGAGAAAAUAGAAGACCCUCAGUAUGGGACAUACUAUGUUGACCAUCUUAACCAGAAAACCCAGUUUGAAAAUCCAGUGGAGGAAGCCAAAAGGAAAAAGCAGUUAGGACAGGCUGAAAUUGGGUCUUCAAAACCAGAUGUGGAAAAAUCACACUUUACUCGGGACCCAUCCCAACUGAAAGGUGUCCUUGUUCGAUCAUCACUGAAGAAAAGCACAAUGGGAUUCGGUUUUACCAUCAUCGGUGGAGAUCGGCCCGAUGAAUUCCUGCAGGUGAAGAAUGUGCUGAAAGACGGACCCGCGGCCCAGGAUGGGAAAAUUGCACCAGGUGAUGUUAUUGUGGACAUCAAUGGCAGCUGUGUCCUUGGUCACACCCAUGCAGAUGUGGUCCACAUGUUUCAGCUGGUACCUGUCAGUCAGUAUGUAAACCUCACGUUGUGCCGUGGUUACCCACUUCCUGAUGACAGUGAAGAUCCUGUUGUGGACAUCAUUGCUGCUACACCUGUCAUCAAUGGACAGUCAUUAACAAAGGGAGAGACUUGCAUGAGUACUCAGGAGUUGAAGCCAGGAGCAGUGGCUCAGGAUCAGAUUGGAAAGUUGGGUCCCAUGUUGACCAACGAUCGUCUCAAUGGCCUGUCAGAUCCCAGUGAGCAGAGAGCAUCCCUGGCAUCAUCAGGUGGCUCCCAGCCUGAACUAGUGACCAUCCCUUUGAUUAAAGGCCCCAAAGGCUUUGGGUUUGCGAUUGCUGACAGCCCUACUGGACAGAAGGUGAAAAUGAUAUUGGAUAGCCAGUGGUGUCAAGGCCUUCAGAAAGGGGAUGUAAUCAAGGAAAUUUAUCAUCAGAAUGUGCAGAACUUAACACAUCUCCAAGUGGUGGAAGUGUUAAAGCAGUUCCCUGUGGGUGCAGACGUGCCCUUGCUGGUCUUAAGAGGUCCUCCUUCACCAACUAAAACUGCCAAAACAAAAACAGAUAAAAAGGAAAGUUCUGGAAGUCUGGAGGCCAUUAAUGAGCCCAUUCCCCAGCCUAUGCCUUUUCCACCCAGCAUCAUCAGGUCAGGAUCCCCAAAAUUGGAUCCCUCCGAGGUCUAUAUGAAGUCUAAGACUUUAUAUGAAGAUAAACCACCAAACACCAAAGAUUUGGAUGUUUUUCUUCGGAAACAAGAGUCAGGGUUUGGCUUCAGGGUGCUGGGAGGAGAUGGACCUGACCAAUCUAUAUAUAUUGGGGCCAUUAUCCCCCUGGGAGCAGCUGAGAAAGAUGGUCGGCUCCGUGCUGCUGAUGAACUCAUGUGCAUUGAUGGAAUUCCUGUUAAAGGGAAAUCGCACAAGCAAGUCUUGGACCUAAUGACCACUGCUGCUCGAAAUGGCCACGUGUUACUAACAGUCAGGAGAAAGAUCUUCUGUGGAGAGAAGCAACCUGAGGACGACAGCUCUCCAGCCUUCUUGUCAACACAGAAUGGGUCCCCCCGCCUAAACCGAGCUGAGGUCCCAGCCAGGUCUGCUCCCCACGAGGCCUACGAUGUUGUCUUGCAGCGAAAAGAAAAUGAAGGCUUUGGCUUUGUCAUCCUCACCUCAAAGAGCAAGCCACCUCCAGGAGUUAUUCCUCAUAAAAUUGGCCGUGUCAUAGAAGGAAGUCCAGCUGACCGCUGUGGAAAGCUGAAAGUCGGAGAUCACAUCUCUGCAGUGAAUGGGCAGUCCAUUGUUGAACUGAGCCAUGACAGCAUUGUUCAGCUGAUCAAAGAUGCCGGGGUCACCGUCACACUGACAGUCGUCGCUGAAGAAGAGCAGCAUGGUCCGCCAUCAGGAACAAACUCAGCCAGGCAAAGCCCAGCACUGCAGCACAGACCCAUGGGACAGUCACAGGCCAACCACAUCCCUGGGGACAGAAUUGGCCUAGAAAGUGAAACUGGAAAAGACAUCCCCACUUCUUACAGACAUUCCUGGUCCGACCACAAGCACCUGGCGCAGCCUGACACCGCGGUGAUUUCCGUGGUGGGUGGUCGGCACAGUCAGAGCCUCGGCUGUUACCCAGUAGAGCUGGAGAGAGGCCCCCGGGGCUUUGGGUUCAGCCUCCGAGGGGGCAAGGAGUACAACAUGGGGCUGUUCAUCCUUCGUCUUGCUGAGGACGGCCCUGCCAUCAAAGACGGCAGAAUUCAUGUUGGUGACCAAAUCGUUGAAAUCAAUGGGGAACCUACCCAAGGCAUCACACACACUCGCGCUAUUGAGCUCAUUCAGGCCGGCGGAAAUAAAGUUCUUCUUCUUUUGAGACCAGGAACUGGCUUGAUACCUGACCACGGUAACUGGGACACUAGUAACCCCCCAUCUUCCAGUGUGAUUUAUGAUGAACAGCCGCCAUACCCCCCACCUUCACAUUCUGCUUCUGCGUUUGAGGACUCUUGUGGGCCAAUGACUGAAGAAGCUCCAGUGAGAGCUCAGCCAUGUGAGAGAGUGGACCUAAAGGACCCUGUACCUCAAAGGAAAAGCACUUUAAAUGAAAAUCAGUCUCUUCUCCAGAAAAAUGUGAACAAGAAGGGUCCACCCAGUGGCCCUGGGCACAGUGACAAGAGAAAUCUACUGAAAGAAGAAAAUGGUGUCUCACGAAGAGAUAGAUCUGCUAGUCCCAAAAAGUCAGCUAACCGAUAUUCAGAAGAACAUUUGGAAAAGAUGCCCAGUCCUCUAAAAGAUGACCCCAAGGGAAGACCCAGAGAUCGAUCACUCAGCCCAAGGAAAGGGGGGAAUAAAAGUCAGAUUAACACCAGGGCAAGUUCCGGACAAGAUCACUGCAGAAAAAGCAGAGGUCGGUCUUCUAGUCCAAAGAAACAGCAAAAAAUUGAAGGAGGCAAAGACCCGUCCAGUGCUGAAGCCAGAUUCUUUGAGGGUGAGAGUCGAAGGGCAACAGGCUGCACCAGCGACAAUGCUGAAGAGCUCUCAGAUGGGAAAGAAAAACCCGGUGCCAUCAGGAAAGAUCUGAAGCAGAGUCAGCUGGGAAAAAACAAAACAAGGUCUCCAGAGAAAAAGAGCAAGAAGAUGGAAGAAAAGUCUCUUCCACCCAAAAAGACCACCAGCAUUGCUAGUAGGGCAAUAUCUGAAAGUGAAAAGGGAAAGAAGACAAACAGCAGAGAAACAAGUUCUAGUAAAGAUAAAACAGAAGAAAAUGGCCAGCUGACAGAAAAGAAGCUGAGGCAGGAACCUGAAGAGAGGAUGGCCUCAAAUAAAACAGAGGAUCACAAAGGGAAGGAGCUCAAACCUGAAAGUAGCCCUCCAGUUAAGAAAACAAUAACUCCAGGGCCCUGGAAGGUGCCGAGUGCAAAUAAAGUCCCAGGCACUACUGGCAUGGCUGAGAAACAGCUGUGACCUUUGGUAUAAAACAAAGAAAAACAAGUUGCAUUCUUUUCUUACUAAAAGCAGCAUUUUCAAAAUAAAAUGUCUUUUUUUCAGAAAUUCUGGAACACCUAGUACAUUUUAAUUUGAGCACCAAGUUACCUACACUGCACAAGGGCCUAAGGCCUGUAGGACUGCUCAGAGCCGCUGUCCCUGGCCGCCCUCCCUCACCUCAGAAAGGAGCUACAUCCGUGCGCCAUCUGACAUGCCCUGCUCAGGCUGCCCAGCUGACUUGUCUCCAUGAACAUCCAAAUAUGACAUGUCACAACUCACUUUGUUGUGUGCCGAGUCAUCUACUGUCUCGUGUGUUUCACCCUGCUCAUUCAGGUCUUUCCACGGGGAUAAAGUCAGGAUUAGCUUGGAAGCUGAUGUUCUAGAUAGCAUGUUGCAUGUUUACAAAGAGCAGCAUCUGAGUCCUGCAGGAGUGAUCUUUAGCUCCUCACUAGAGACAGCGGUUGCCUCUUCUAACACCACUGAUGGUACCUAGUGGAAAACUCCAGAACGUCACCACUUUAAAGCAAAAAACUGCAUAUGUUGAUGCUUUCUUAAGGCUUUUUUUAAUUUGGCUGAAUAGGUGUUUCAAUAACUAUUGAAGAUAUUCCUUCCAACUGAAUGUUCAAAAUAAGAAAAUACUCUAAGUAAUAAAGUUCACCUCCUGCUGUGUUACCCAACCUGACGUGUAGAACUUCUCAGGUUUCCCUUUCUCAUCAAGGCCACCAGGAAGCAUGCAGAAGUACUGCUUAUUGCUUUUUGAAGAAUAACUACUAUUUCUGGAUAUUUUACUUGUAUCUGCUACUAAAGUCAUUAGUCUUCAAUACAUAUUCCAAGAGUUAGAUUAUUAUCCAGAUAGUGUGAGGGACAUAAUCAUGACAACAGUCUCCCAGCUCCAUGCCAGGCUCAGGCUCCCGCUCCUCACAUCUGGCAGAUGUGGACAACCGCAGAUGUUCAGAAGCAGAACCCGUGUCGGGUCUGCCCAUGAGGCAGGACAAAGUAGGCAGACUAUACAUGCUGGAUCUUAGCUUUAACUUUUAGCUACAUCAACUUUCUUAUUUAAAAACAAAGGGAGACCAAAUAUCUGCUAAGCUUACACAACUUUUCAGAGUCCUUUUCUAAGAGUCUAAAAUGUUUGCUGGAAGUUGGAGGUAGUUUUUAACCUCAAAGAAGAUGCAGGUUUUCAGACUCCAGCAGCAUUCAGUAGCAUCUAUAAAUACGGCCCAUUCUCAGAAUGAAACUCUCAAUCAUGGAGCAUUCGAACACACUUGGUCUGUUACCCUUGGUUCAUCCUGUGAAACACACAUCCAGCUCCUUCCCUCUGCGAGUCUGCCUAUGUAACAACUGUGUCAGCUCUGUAGAUGCCACGUGCUUCCCAGAGUGAGGCUUUUGAGAUCCCCUCUCCUCCAGAGCUGUAUCUAUCCACCUACCAUAACUGCGUUGAGUAAAGCAAAAUUAGGAGGCUUGAGAAAAUGCUGAGAACUUAGUGUCACAGAAAUGAUUUCUUUUCCCAAUAGUCCACAAUUAGUGAUGCAAAUCCUAUUUUAAUUGUUAACUGUGACAUAACUUGGAUGUCAUAUGUUAGUCUCAUGUGGCUCUUCCUUUCUAAAUAACCUGUCACUGUACCGAUUCUAUACUGACUUAGCAGUGUGGCCUUGGAAUGCUGAGCACGAUAUGGAUGUGCUGGUUGUAAAUGUUUAUAUAUGUACAGUACCUUUAUAUAUACACUUGAGGUUCUGAUUAGAG